Molecule: messenger RNA, 2436 nt
Organism: Sporisorium graminicola
Lineage: Eukaryota; Fungi; Basidiomycota; Ustilaginomycetes; Ustilaginales; Ustilaginaceae
Exons: 1
Coding region: 1-2436 (811 amino acids)
Cellular component (GO): nucleolus
Molecular function (GO): ATP binding; nucleic acid binding; RNA helicase activity
Source: RefSeq, a predicted model, not a curated record
AUGAGCGGCACCCCACGCAUCCCAUCGACACCCGCAGCGGGCCCGACAGAGCUGCGGUCCGCUCCAUCAUACGCAGGACGGUGGACGAGGCUCAACCCGUCGCUCACACCGUGGAUCCUGUCCUUGCUCUCGGACAUGGGGUUCCACCAGAUGACGCCCGUGCAGGCAUCGACGAUCCCGCUGUUCCUGUCGCACAAGGAUGUAGUGGUGGAGGCGGUGACGGGCUCGGGCAAGACGCUGGCGUUUGUGAUUCCGGUGCUGGAGAUGCUGCUGCGGCGAUCGACCAAGUUGAAGAAGGACGAGGUGGGUGCUUUGAUCGUAUCGCCUACGAGGGAGUUGGCGGAGCAGAUUCACAAGGUGAUCGGGACGUUUUUGGAUGCACAGAACCAGGUGGAAGCUGCUGCAGCAGCAGCAGAGGGAGACAAGCUAGAAGAGGAAGAAGACGCAGAAACCAGCGACAGUGACAGCGACAGCGAUAGUGAUUCCGACUCAUCCGCCGCUCGCAAGAAAGCCAACAAGAAGAAAGCAUCCCCACCACCGAAAACGACGACGAAAAUUGCAGGGGUACAGCUCGUCGUCGGCGGUUCCAAAUCCACCCCGCUCGACGACUAUCGCAUCUUCCGCGACUCUGGCGCGGACAUCCUUGUCGGCACUCCCGGGCGACUCGAAGAGCUGCUCUCCCGAAAAGGCGUCAAAAAGGCUCAACUCGAAGUGCUCGUCCUCGACGAAGCAGAUCGCCUGCUCGAUCUUGGCUUCGCGGAGAACUUGCGCCGCAUCCUCUCGCUCCUCCCCAAGCAGCGCCGAACGGGGCUCUUUAGCGCAACGAUGACCGACGCGCUCUCCGAACUCGUCCGCAUGGGGCUGCGCAAUCCGGUGCGUGUUGUGGUCAAAGUUGAGGCCAAGAAAAAAGCAGCCACAGCGACAUCAGCAGCAGCAGGAGCAUCCGCGGGCGCGGCGGCGGGCGACGAUUCGAGACGCACACCAGCCAGCUUGCAGAACCUCUUCCAAGUCUCGCGUCCGGAGAACAAGCUAUCUCAGCUCGUGCGCAUCCUGCUCUUCGAGAACAGCGACAAGGGCAUGAGUGGCGGAGCGCGCAAGUUCAUCGUCUACUUUAGCACGUGUGCCCAGGUCAACUAUUUUCAUUCGGUCUUCAGCCAGCUGGCGGUGCUCAAGCAGAACCGGAUCAAGCUGCACGCACUCCACGGCAAGCAGACGCCGAGCAAGCGCAAGAGCAUGUUUGACGCCUUUGUUGCGAGCACGGCGCUGGAUGGCGCUGUCGCCGCCUCAUCUAAGGCGACAAGCGGGGCGACCGUGUUGUUCUGCACGGACGUUGCUGCACGAGGACUGGACUUGCCCGAUGUCGAGGUGGUGGUGCAGUACGACCCGCCUACGGAUCCGAAGGUGUUUUCGCACCGAUGUGGCAGGACGGCGAGAGCUGGGCGCCGGGGACGCGCCAUCGUCAUGCUGCACUCCGGGCGCGAGGAAGACUUUGUCGCGUACAUGGGUGUCAAGCGUAUCCCGCUCGCACCCUACCCGUACCUCUCUGCGACACUCGAGGGCGUCCUCGAGCCCGAGGAGCCAGACCCCGCCGCGCGCGAGUUGGAAUCCACCAUCCGCACAAUCGCACAGCAGGACCGCGAAGUGUUCGACUUCGCCAUUCGCGCCUACGUCUCCUACAUCCGCGCAUACAGCAAGCACGAAAUGUCGUACAUCUUCCGUCUGGCCGACCUGGACCUUGCGGGUGUCGCGCAUGCGUUUGGCUUGAUUCGCUUGCCCGCCAUGCCCGAGUUGAAGGCGCGCAGGGCCUCCGGUGCGUUGGUGUACGACGAGGCGCAGAUCGACUUUGGUGCGAUUCCGUUCAAGGACAGAGCCAAGGAGAGGCUGCGGCUCGCCAAGGUCGAGGAGGACAAGGCAGCGGCGCUGGCUAAAGCGGCUGCGGCUGCGGCAGCGGUGAAGGACGCGGACAGCGGAGACGAUUCAGAUGACUCGGACGCAUCCGGGUCGAGCUUCUUCCCCGCAGCAACGGCAGUCGGCGGCGGCAAGAAGAAGCGCAAGGUGGACAGCGACGCCGCCGGUGCCUGGUCGGCACAAAGGGAGCGCCGAGAGUUGCGGCUGGCACGCCAAGAGAAACGCGCGCGCAAACGUGCGUUCCUCAAACAAGAAGCUCACGCAGCAAAGCAGGCGCAAGCCGCCGGCGCCGCCUCUUCGUCCACGAAGGACUCACGCAAAGUCAAGGACGACAAAGACGACGACGACGACGAAGAGGACGACUGGAACGAGGAAUACCGCAAACUCAAAAAGCAGAAACGCCAGCAACAACAGGCAGCCGCUGCGCGCAACAGCUCCCACUUCCACAGCAACGAUAACGGCGACAGCGACGCCGGCUUCAAUAGCACCAGCGAUACCGAACAACCAGAGCCCUUCUUUGUCAUUUAA